UUUCGGACCUUCCGGUGGACCGCAGUCUUCCAUCGACCAUCGCCAUCUUUCUUAAUUCUCAAUUAACGAUCUGAAAACCCCACCCAAACCUAAACUCUCCAGUCAAACACAAUAAACCCAGUUUAAUUAUCACUAACAAUUCCAUUACCAACACUAACCUACAACAGCUUACGAAUUUCCAUGCAAUUACAAGUCAGAAAAAGAAAUUCGGAAAAUUCCAAGUCAAUGUCUCUCUCCAGCUCAACUCUGUACAAAACCUCUCCCACAGCGUAAUUCUCUCUCGGAAACCACAGCUUCUGAAAUGGUUCGCUUUGUAUUCUCCCCCUCUGUGCUAUCGCUUUUCCUUCUGCUUUUGCGAAUCGCUGUUGCGGAAGAUGAUGUCGGGUGCUUGAAAGGUGUGAGGAGCUCGUUGAAGGAUCCGGGCUCCAACUUGGGCCUAUGGAAUUUCGACAACACGACGGUCGGCUUCAUCUGCAAUUUUGCCGGCGUGACUUGCUGGAAUGAUCGAGAGAACCGCGUGUUCCGCUUGGAUCUCCGGGAGUUCAACCUCAGCGGUGAAUUCCCGGAGGCCUUGCAGUACUGCCGCAACUUGCAAACCCUGGAUCUCUCCGGUAAUGAACUCUCUGGUACCAUACCUCCUCAAAUUUGCCGUUGGUUGCCUUAUUUAGUAACCCUAGACUUGUCCAACAAUCAUUUAACCGGGGAAAUUCCCCCGGGUCUCGGUGAUUGCUCGUAUUUGAAUAACUUGAUGCUUAAUGAUAAUAAGUUUUCUGGAAAUAUUCCCGCCCAGCUUUCUAGUUUGAGUAGGCUCAAGAAGUUUUCGGUGGCCAAUAAUGAUCUUUCGGGCAGGCUUCCUUCCUUUUUCGGGGCUAUGGAUAACCCUGGAUUUGACUUUGGUGGGAAUAAUCUUUGUGGUGGUCCGGCAGGGAAAUGUGGGGGAUUAAGUAAGAAAAAUUUGGCCAUUAUCAUAGCUGCUGGAGUGUUUGGGGCUGCUGCAUCGAUGUUGUUAGGAUUCGGGAUGUGGUAUUGGUGUUUUACAAAUUCUGGGAAGAAGAGAAAGGGAAGGUAUGGGGGAGGGAGGGAUGAUUCGGAUAGUUGGGCUGAGCGAUUGAGAGCUCACAAGCUUACUCAGGUUAUGUUGUUUCAGAAACCACUUAACAAGGUUAAGUUGGCAGAUUUGUUGAUUGCCACCAACAAUUUCAGUGCAGGGAGUAUCAUAAACUCAACCAGGAUCGGGACAACUUACAAAGCUGUUCUUCGUGAUGGUUCUGCACUUGCGACCAAACGGCUUAAUGCUUGCAAGUUGGGUGAGAAGCAGUUUCGGAUAGAGAUGUAUAGGUUAGGGGAGCUUAGACAUCCGAAUUUGGUGCCUCUUUUAGGCUUUUGUGUUGUAGAAGAAGAAAAACUGUUGGUCUAUAAACACCUAUCCAGUGGAACUCUGUUUUCACUGUUGCAUGGGAAUCCGAGUAUAUUGGAUUGGCCAACUAGGUUGAGGAUCGGUUUAGGUGCUAGCAGAGGACUUGCUUGGCUUCAUCAUGGUUGCCACCCACCAAUCUUGCACCAGUAUUUCAGUUCCCAUGUUAUUAUGUUGGAUGAGGAUUUCGAUGCUAGGAUAAUGGAUUUCGGAUUGGCAAGGCUUAUGGAUCUUUCGGAUGGAACCGAGACUAGUUAUGUGAAAGGUGAUCUAGGUGAAAUUGGAUAUGUAGCUCCGGAGUACUCAAGCACAAUGGUUCCUUCAACAAAAGGAGAUACUUAUAGUUUUGGAGUAGUGCUUUUAGAGUUGGCUACAGGGCAAAACCCUCUGGUUGUUGGAGCUGCUGAAGAAGGAUUUAAAGGGACUCUGGUGGACUGGGUAAAUCAGGUCUCUCGAUCAGGUCGCAUUAAAGAUGUCAUUGAUAAGAGCUUGUGUGGAAAGGGCCACGACGAAGAGAUUGUGCAAUUCCUAAAAAUUGCACGCAAUUGUGUAGUUUCUGGUGCCAAGGAUAGGUGGUCUAUGUAUCAGGUUUAUGAAGCAUUGAAGACUAUGGCUGCACAAAAAGGUUUCUCUGAAGAGGGGGAUGAUGAAUUUCCGUUAAUUUUCAACAAACAAGAUAGCAGAAGUCCUAUGUAACGACCCCCUCACGCAGCUUUACAUUUGGAAUAAGUUUUAAUACAGUGUUGGUACAGAUGUAAGGUGUUGUGAUAUCCUUUUCUACUCACUAUGGUUUAGGGAGAUACAUGCAUUAGUAAGGCUGUAUAAUAUAAGUGUAGGUUAUAAAUGAAACCAUAUUUAUGUUUGUUUAGAAUGAUUAGUAGUAUGUAGAUAUAUUCAUGGUGUUAUGGGUACUUGUAAUUAGUCUUUAUAUUAUAUAGCUUUUUGAAACA
This is a messenger RNA of Ipomoea triloba (trilobed morning glory), 2364 nucleotides long. RefSeq names its product inactive LRR receptor-like serine/threonine-protein kinase BIR2. The coding region runs from base 302 to 2110 and encodes 602 amino acids. Lineage: Eukaryota; Viridiplantae; Streptophyta; Magnoliopsida; Solanales; Convolvulaceae. The transcript has a single exon. Gene Ontology annotation, biological process: protein phosphorylation. Gene Ontology annotation, molecular function: ATP binding; protein kinase activity; receptor serine/threonine kinase binding. The record is from RefSeq and is a predicted model, not a curated record.